GGAUGCGCACAUUCAUGGUUGUAUUUGCGGCUCUAGUAGAGGCGCACGUCUUAUAAUCAUGUCUCACUUUAAAUAUCGGAGAAGCAUGACUUCGUCUUUAGCAGAGUGUGCACUUUAAAGGCUCUGUGGUCCUUAUCUGAGGAGAUAAACAGGAGUCGCUGCAGUCAAACAGUUUGUUUUGCGACUGUGUGACAUUCAUUUGGGAUAAAAUGGUCAUUAAGGUAUACAUCGCCUCCUCCACUGGCUCUGUGGCGGUAAAAAAGCAUCAGCAGGCGGUGGUGGGCUUCCUGGAGGCCAAUCGAAUCAACUUCCAGGAGGUAGACAUCACCAUGAUGGAGGAACAGAGGCUUUGGAUGUAUCAGAACAUUCCCAGAGAUAAACGGCCAGAGAAAGGAAACCCACUGCCUCCCCAGAUCUUCAAUGAGGAUCGAUAUUGUGGGGAUUAUGAAGACUUCUUCCAGUCAAAGGAGAGCAACACUGUAUUUGCAUUCCUGGGACUCAGUUCGCAACCCUCAGUGAAAGAUUCAGAGGCGUAAGUCUUUCUGUUGAUGUGUACAAGGAGUACAGACACGUCAAGAUGAAAACCAUCCUUCCUGUGUUGCAUCACCUCCUUUACCAAGUUCCGUCUUUCUGCUGAACUGAGCAAAUUUUGCCAAACAACAGCCCAUACAUCCUCUUGACUUUAAAAACUUUCAACAGUAAACCAGUGCAACUGAAGUCAUCACGAGGUGUUCAGUUCAAGAGGCUGAAGAAGCAUUAUUAUAGAAAUAGAGACUAAAUUUCUCUUUUUGAUGUUAUUUGUUAUUUCUGCAACUGUGAGUCCAGGGGAGCAACACAUAUUGUCAGCAAUAUGUAGCAGCCUUUACAUCAGUAAAGAAUUUGCCUGUAAUGUCACAGAUCAAAUAAAUCCACCCCAAGUCACGUAAUAACACAACUGCGUGUGCCUGCAUUAGAGUUUGUCUGUGUAUUAGUCUCAACAGCUGUUAAUGAAGGCUGUGUUAAGUCAAGAGAGGCAGAACUUCACUUAAUGCAACCUGAAGCAACCAUGGGCCUAGUUAUUAUCUCGAUGCGUUUCCGUUUAUGUAUAUGUGCAGAUAUAAGACUGCUUUCCUAAAAGUGAAACAAAUCACACUGCAAUUGUCUCAAAGAGAGAUUAAACAUUAGGAAUCUUAAGUCAUAAAAUAUAUAUAUUUGUUAUUGCUAGAAGUCUUGUUAAGUAUGUUGUCAUUUACAUAAAAGCUCCACUGCCAAACACGUUUAAGCUGCUAUAGAGCUAAAGCUUGGUCACAGUCAUAUAUGCUAGUAAUAGGAAUAUAAAGCACAAAAAAAUAUUACUCAUAGUCUUAAUCUGACCGGGGAUUUAGAGGAUAAGAUUUACGCUUGUAUGCGUUUAACACAUGAUAAAUGUACAUUUGCAGACACACCCCUCUAACCUUCUUUUCCUCAAUUAAACUAUCAUGAACGGGUGGUUGACUAAACUACUAUAUGUUUUUGAGUACACUACAUCACUAUCCACUCUUCGCAUGUGAUGAGAACAUGAGCAAGUGUGGCUGUCACAUUGUAUUUCACUCACCCCUCACAUCAAUGGUAUCCCUGUUUUGCCCACUUACAUUGUCAUGUAUUGUCAAAAAUAACAGGUAUUGUGCACUCACUACUUUAUGUUGCACUGUUUUGUCUGUUGUAUGUAUGUUUUGUUACAGACUUGAAAUUAAGGUAAUCACUGUACGUGUAUUUUACACCUCAAAGCACAUUAAAAUAUUUAAAAUCCA
Molecule: messenger RNA, 1769 nt
Organism: Sphaeramia orbicularis (orbiculate cardinalfish)
Lineage: Eukaryota; Metazoa; Chordata; Actinopteri; Kurtiformes; Apogonidae
Gene: sh3bgrl2
Product: SH3 domain binding glutamate-rich protein like 2
Exons: 4
Coding region: 210-536 (108 amino acids)
Cellular component (GO): cytoplasm
Source: RefSeq, a predicted model, not a curated record